GAGAGGAGAGAGGAGAGACAGCUGCCGCCGGGAGACGAGCGCCUGCCUAUAAAUACAUGCCAUGGAGCGAGGAAGCAGUGGGUGGAUUAUCCUCCUCGCUCAAUGAGAUAAAUGGUUCUCAAGCUUAAACACAGAACAAUUUUAGUCUGAAUAGUAGGAGAAACGGUUCAGGACACGCAGAUGACGGUGCAAGCUGCCUGCAGCGGGCAGUGGGGACCGGUGGCACCUGGCGGUGGCUUUGCUGCCCAUUGGGUGUCACCCCUGGGCUCGUGUCCUGGUGGUGGCUGCUCGGGACACGGCGGUAUGCCGGCGUUCCCCGCAUGGGGCAGAGCUUCCCCAGCAGCUCCCCAAAAUUCAGGUGGGGACGGGUGUCCCGCGGUCCUCGUGACUGCGCAGAGCCAGAUGGAAGCGUCCUCGUCCCUGUCCUGCUGCUGCCUUUGCUGUUUACAUAGGAACCAGCAUGUUUUCAAAGCAUUUCAAUUUUUAAUGAAAACUUCUGUGUUUCCUUUUUUUUUUUUUUUUCCUGGGCGUGUUGGUGUUUCGGCCGCCGCCGCUGCUGGAUUUUCUCGGGGAUGGCAGUGGCUCCGUGCUCCCAUCCAACCUGCUGGCACUUCGGGGAGGACAGCGGCCGAGCUGGGGGUGUUGCAAGCAGCAGCCCCAUCCCCAGGGACUCCCUUCUCGGGACACGUCCCUCCUUGGGGACACCCAUUUCUGAGGGCCACGUCUCUGUGGCAGGUCAGGAGGGAGCUUUCUGCAGCACGGCCUCAAAAACCCAUCAGGCAGGAGAGGACCAAAGGCCCAGAUUAAGGAAAAGCAAGCAGUCCUUGACUUGGAGAGCUGCUCAGCAGUAGCAGUCCUUCAUCUCAUAUCCCACAGGCAUUUUUUUUUAAUAAAAAAACCAACUUUGCCGACUUGAAUAAUUGUAUUUCAACACAGGUUAAUUAACAGACAUUGACAAGCUGGACUGUAAAUUCAAGUGCAGCCAUCAUUCUUCUUGUAGGGUAUUGCGAGCUGUUUUUAGUCCUGCUGCAUCCAUUUAGCUCCUGCACUAACCCACCUCCACCUCCAGCAACCAGACACUGAGAUGGUGCUCCUCUUCCACAAGGCCAAUAAAGCACUAUGGAGAUGAGCUGCUUUGGAGAUCUUAUGAGUCAAGCCGUUACAUUUUUGGAACAUCAUGAUGUUUAAGUUCCUUUUCUAUUUUUUGCCCAACUUCCCAGGAAAGAAAAAAAAAAGAAAAACUGGAAUGAGAGGCAGCACGGCCGUAGUUUAAAGAAACAAAGGCGAGUUUGGAGAUCGGGUUCAGCCUCAGCAGACAAGCAGGUCCCCGUGCAUCGGGCAGGGCAGGGCCAGGACCGUCCCCGUGCAUCUCCGCUCCCCUCUCCUCCCAGCACAGCCAUGAGUGCCGGGUCGAUUGAGCAGGAGCCGUCGCGCAAGCUGGCCUGCUGCGGGGUGCCGCUCAUCACCGAAGACAUGCAGUCCCUGGCCAUCCGCACCCUCUCGGGCACCGACAUCAACAAGCACUACGACCUCAUCCGUGAGCUCGGCAAGGGCACCUACGGCAAGGUGGACCUGGUGUCCCACAAAAGCACAGGCACCAAGAUGGCCCUGAAGUUUGUCAACAAGAGCAAGACGAAGCUGAAAAACUUCCUGCGGGAGUUCAGCAUCACCAACACGCUCUCCUCCAGCCCCUUCAUCAUCAAGGUCUUUGACGUGGUCUUCGAGACUGAGGACUGCUACGUCUUUGCUCAGGAGUACGCCCCGGGCGGGGACCUCUUCGACAUCAUCCCCCCGCAGGUGGGGCUCCCCGAGGACAUGGUGAAGCGCUGCGUGCAGCAGCUGGGCCUGGCGCUGGACUACAUGCACAGCAAGAGCCUGGUGCACCGGGACAUCAAGCCGGAGAACGUGCUGCUCUUCGACCGCGACUGCCGCCGCGUCAAACUGGCCGAUUUCGGCAUGACCCGCAAGGUGGGCUGCCGGGUCAAACGCAUCAGCGGCACCAUCCCCUACACGGCGCCCGAGGUGUGCCAAGCCGGCCGGGCCGAGGGCUUUGCCGUGGACACCAGCAUCGACGUCUGGGCCUUCGGGGUGCUCAUCUUCUGCGUCCUCACCGGCAACUUCCCCUGGGAGGCGGCGGCCGCCUCCGACACCUUCUUCGAGGAGUUUGUGCGGUGGCAGAAGGGGCGGCUGGCGGGGCUGCCCUCACAGUGGCGGCGCUUCACGGACAGCGCGCUGCGCAUGUUCCAGCGCCUGCUGGCCCUCGACCCGGAGAAGCGCUGCCCCGUCAAGGAGGUCUUCUACUUCAUCAAGUACGACCUGAUGGCCGAGGUGCGCCGCCGGCCCUCCUACCGCUCCCGCAAGCACGCCGGGGACAAGCUGCCGGCCGGGGCGCACCGCCACGAGGCGGCCGGCUCCUGCACGCCCGCGCCGCUCAAGAGGACCAUCCUGACCGACGGCAGCGGGCCCCGGCUCGCCGGCCCCGAGCCGAGCGCGGCCUCGCCCGGGCCGGCCAGCAGGACAGACGGCCGGCAGGACAAAGGCAAAGGGCAGAUGGUCCUGGCCACAGCAAUAGAGAUCUGCGUCUGAGGGCGCCGGGGCGGCGCGCGGCUCCUUUCCCAGGGGCUCCAGCCCGGGGACGGGAUGGGCAAGGGGCUGCUGGUGGUGGCGGCAGCAGGACCGGGAGCCGUUCCUCCCGAAGCAAAAAAAAAACAACAAACACAAAAACGAAACCAACAACAGAAAGAAAAAAACAAGA
Molecule: messenger RNA, 2755 nt
Organism: Anas platyrhynchos (mallard)
Lineage: Eukaryota; Metazoa; Chordata; Aves; Anseriformes; Anatidae
Gene: SBK1
Product: SH3 domain binding kinase 1
Biological process (GO): protein phosphorylation
Molecular function (GO): ATP binding; protein serine/threonine kinase activity
Source: RefSeq, a predicted model, not a curated record